Engraulis encrasicolus (European anchovy) is the source of this 5166-nucleotide messenger RNA. It is a transcript of the gene unc13bb, whose product is annotated as unc-13 homolog Bb (C. elegans). NCBI's taxonomy places the organism in Eukaryota, Metazoa, Chordata, Actinopteri, Clupeiformes, Engraulidae. Gene Ontology annotation, cellular component: presynaptic active zone cytoplasmic component; neuromuscular junction; terminal bouton. The record is from RefSeq and is a predicted model, not a curated record. Gene Ontology annotation, biological process: dense core granule priming; presynaptic dense core vesicle exocytosis; synaptic vesicle maturation. The transcript is spliced from 41 exons. The coding region runs from base 226 to 5001 and encodes 1591 amino acids. Gene Ontology annotation, molecular function: diacylglycerol binding; calcium ion binding; phospholipid binding.
AAAGUGAUCAUGGCGAGAGGGACAUCGAAUCAAUGCACUUUAGCAACAUCCUCAAGUUAGUGACAGCACCUCUUUUUCAAAGCCGCACAGUUUAAAAUAGUUACUCGGAGUGCUGCUGCCUAAACUUGGUCUGCGAGAGGCCAACGGACGGGAUCCAUCACUAAUAUGUCGUUUUAAAUCUCAGGGGGAGAAUUAUCCAGGAUUUUUCUCCCUAAAGCCACAGCCAUGUCUCUGCUUUGCGUUAGAGUAAAGAAAGCCGUCCUCCACGGACCUCCAGAUAAGUUUAAUGCUUACGUCACCUUGAAGGUGCAGAAUGUGAAGAGUACCACCAUCACUGUGAGGGGAGACCAGCCAUGCUGGGAACAGGACUUCAUGUUUGAGAUCAGUCGUCUGGACCUGGGUCUGAUAGUGGAGGUGUGGAAUAAAGGCCUGAUAUGGGACACCAUGUUGGGCACCUCAUUCAUACCACUACACACCGUACGGCAAGCUGACGAGGAGGGCCCGGGUGACUGGACGUGUCUGGACUCGGAGGUUCUGAUGAAGGCGGAUGAGAUCUACGGCACCAAGAACCCCACGCCACACCGAAUACUGCUGGACACGCGCUUUGAACUGCCCUUUGAGAUCCCGGAGGAGGAGGCUUGGCACUACAGGGGUGGUGAGCUGGACCGCAUCAACACCAUGGGCCUACAUGACGAGUAUCCUCUCCAUGGCGACCUGCACGGCCAGACGAUGCCCUCGGCUGCAUCUCAGUGCUCUCUCGAUGACCUGGACAGUGCUGUUGACGACCGGGACAGCGACUAUCGUAGCGAGUCGAGCAGCCUGCCCCCCCGCUACCACACCACGGCCCAGCCCAACUCCUCGGCCCACCAGUACCCCAUGGGCCCACGGCACCACCACAACCAGAACCACAACCACCUGGACUCCUGCACAGACUCAGUGCACAGCCUGGAACUGGACUACAGGGAGCAGCACGCUAGCAGCCCGGUGGACAGUAGUCGCUUCGACUCAUCGGGCAACUUGAGCCAGGCGAGUUCUCAGCUGAGCGAGGCGGGACAGGAGAGUGCGGUGGGCUCGGAGCUGGAGGAGUCUCACCACUCCUACCACAGCGGCUACCGGCUCAGCACCAACGGGCUCCUGCCCACCAACGGCCACUCCGGCUGGGGAGACGACGCCUCCGUGCACCCCUCCUCCCUGGCCGGCUCCCUCAAGAGAGACGCCGUCACUCCAGUGGACAAGAAACCGGAGAAAACUGUCACAGGUUUCCAUGAUGAUGGUCCCGCGCUGCCAUUCACCCCGUCGAGGGUCCGCUGGCUGAAGGCCAUCAACAAAGUGAGAGCUGAACUGCAGGAGGGCCAUGAGCGAGGAGAUGCCAAACAAGCCUGGGUCAAAGCAGGGGGUGGCAGCGGGCUGUUUGGGAUUGACAGCAUGCCCGACCUGCGUAAGAAGAAACACAUCCCUCUCGUCAGUGAUGUGUCUCUGGUUCAGGCCAGGAAGGCUGGUAUUGCCUCUGCAAUGGCCUCGCGCUCCUCCAUCAAGGACGAGGAACUGAAAUCCCACGUGUAUAAGAAGACCCUGCAGGCCCUGAUCUACCCCAUCUCCUGCACCACGCCCCAUAACUUCGAGGUGUGGACGGCCACCACGCCCACCUACUGCUACGAGUGCGAGGGGCUGCUGUGGGGCAUCGCCCGCCAGGGCAUGAGGUGCUCAGAGUGCGGCGUCAAGUGCCACGAGAAAUGCCAGGAGCUACUCAACGCAGACUGCCUACAACGUGCCGCGGAGAAGAGUUCUAAGCAUGGUGCCGAGGACCGAACCCAGAACAUCAUCAUGGCCAUGAAGGACCGCAUGAAGAUCCGCGAGCGGAACCGGCCCGAGAUCUUCGACCUGAUCCGCGACGUCUUCGUGAUGGGCAAGGCGCUACACGGACAGCAGAUGAAGAGCAUCAAGCAGAGCGUACUGGACGGCACGUCCAAGUGGUCCGCCAAGAUCACCAUCACAGUGAUGUGUGCUCAGGGUCUUCAGGCCAAGGACAAGACUGGUUCCAGUGACCCCUAUGUCACAGUGCAGGUGGGUAAGACGAAGAAGAGGACCAAGACUAUAUAUGGAAACCUCAACCCCGUCUGGGAGGAGAAGUACCACUUUGAGUGCCACAACUCGUCUGACCGCAUCAAGGUGCGUGUUUGGGAUGAGGAUGACGACCUGAAGUCCCGCGUGAAGCAGCGUCUUAAACGGGAGUCCGAUGACUUCCUGGGCCAGAGCAUCAUAGAGGUUCGCACACUCAGCGGGGAGAUGGACGUCUGGUACAACCUGGAGAAGCGUACGGAUAAGUCUGCAGUGUCUGGUGCCAUCAGGCUGCAGAUCAGCGUGGAGAUCAAAGGAGAGGAGAAGGUGGCACCUUAUCAUGUACAAUACACCUGCUUACACGAGAACCUGUUCCAUCACAUGACUGACGUGCUGGGUUCGGGUGCGGUGCGCAUCCCGGAUGCGAAGGGCGAUGACGGCUGGAAGGUCUACUUUGACGACGUCGCCCAGGAGAUAGUGGACGAAUUCGCCAUGCGCUACGGCAUCGAGUCCAUCUACCAGGCCAUGACGCAUUUUGCAUGUCUGUCCUCUAAGUACAUGUGUUCUGGUGUUCCCGCGGUGAUGAGUACCCUGCUGGCCAACAUCAACGCCUUCUACGCUCAUACCACCGCCUCCACCAACGUCUCCGCAUCCGACCGCUUCGCAGCAUCCAACUUUGGGAAAGAGCGGUUUGUGAAACUUCUGGAUCAACUGCAUAACUCCCUACGCAUUGACCUCUCAGCAUACCGGAACAACUUCCCCGCCAGCAGUAAGGAGCGCCUGCAGGACCUCAAGUCUACUGUGGACCUCCUGACCAGCAUCACAUUCUUCAGGAUGAAGGUUCAGGAGCUGCAGAGUCCUCCGCGUGCUAGCCAGGUGGUGCGGGACUGUGUGCGUGCGUGCCUCAACUCCACGUAUGAGUACAUCUUUAACAACUGCCAGGAGCUCUAUGGACGACAGUACCCACCCAAUGACAUGAACCGUGAGGUUCCUCCAGAGGAUCAGGGUCCGAGCAUUAAGAACCUGGACUUCUGGCCCAAACUCAUCACCCUCAUCGUCUCCAUCAUCGAAGAGGACAAGACACAAUACACACCUGUACUCAACCAGUUUCCCCAGGAGCUGAAUGUGGGGCGGCUGUGUGCAGAGGUCAUGUGGGUCCAGUUCUCCCAGGACAUGAAGUACGCCAUGGAAGAGCAUGAGUCUCAUCGUGCGUGUAAGAGUGCGGACUACAUGAAUCUGCACUUCAAGGUGAAGUGGCUUUACAACGAGUAUGUGAAGGAGCUCCCAGCAUUCAAAGGAGUCACGCCAGACUACCCAACGUGGUUCCAGCAGUUCGUGCUGCAGUGGCUGGAUGAGAAUGAAGACGUUUCCAUGGAGUUCAUGCACGGAGCUCUGGAGAGAGACAAGAAGGACGGGUUUCAGCAGAUGUCUGAGCAUGCUCUCUUCUCCUGUUCGGUGGUGGAUAUCUUCACCCAGCUCAACCAGAGCUUCGAGAUCAUCAAGAAGCUCGACUGCCCCGACCCCAAGGUCCUGGCCUUCUACAGCCGCCGAUUUGCCAAGACCAUCUCCAAGGUUCUGAUGCAGUACUGUGUCAUCCUGACCAAGAGCUUCCCCUCCUACUGUGACAAGGAGAAGAUACCGUGUGUGCUGAUGAAUAAUGUGCAGCAGUUGCGUAUUCAGCUGGAGAAGAUGUUCGAGUCCAUGGGGGCCAAACAGCCUGCAAUACCUGACACAGUGACAAUACCAGGCACCGACAAACAGUUGGAUUUGGAGGCUAGUGACCUGCUGAAUGAACUGCAAGUGAAGCUGAACAACGUGUUGGAUGAGCUGAGCACGACCUUUGGAAACACGUUCCAGGGCCGCAUCGAGGAGUGUAUGCGUCAGAUGGCGUCUCUGCUCUACCAGAUUAAAGGGCCCGCUAACGCCAGCAGUCGCAACACCGUAGACGCAGACUCUGACAAUAUGCUCCGCCCCCUUAUGGACUUCCUGGACGGGAAGCUGACUCUGUUUGCAGCUGUGUGUGAGAAGACUGUGUUGAAGAGGGUUCUGAAGGAGCUGUGGAGGAUCGUCAUGAACUGCCUGGAGAAGACCAUCGUACUGCCACAAGGCAACGACACCAUAGGUGCCCAGCUUCUGUCUGCAGCUAAAGAACUUGGCCAACUCUCCAAACUCAAGGAUCACAUGGCCGGUGAGGCGCGCAGCCUGACGCCUAAGCAGUGUGCUGUGAUGGACGUGGCCCUGGAGACCAUUAAGCAAUACUUCCAUGCGGGUGGUAACGGUUUGAAGAGAGCGUUUCUGGAGAAGAGCCCUGAGUUGUCAUCUCUACGCCACGCCCUCUCUCUCUACACGCAGACCACCGAUACGCUGAUCAAGACCUUCGUCACCACGCAACAUGCACAGGGUUCAGGGUUGGGUGAUAAGCAGGUGGGCGAGGUCUCCAUCCAGAUUGACCUCUUCACCCACCCUGGCACCGGGGAACACAAGGUCACCGUCAAAGUGGUGGCAGCUAACGAUCUGAAGUGGCAGACGUCCGGCAUGUUCCGUCCCUUUGUGGAGGUGACGAUGAUCGGGCCGCACCUGAGCGACAAGAAGAGACGCUUCUCCACCAAGUCCAAGAACAACAGCUGGGCGCCCAAAUUCAACGAGACCUUCCACUUCAUCCUGGGUAACGAGGAGGGCCCGGAGAGCUACGAGCUGCAGGUGUGUGUGAAGGACUACUGCUUCGGCCGCGCCGACCGCAUGGUGGGCGUGUGCGUGCUGCAGCUGCGCGAGGUGGCGUCGCGGGGCAGCUGCGCGCUCUGGUGCCCCCUGGGGGCGCGGGUGAGCAUGGACGAGACCGGCCUCACCGUGCUGCGCAUCCUCUCCCAGCGCUCCAACGACGAGAUCGCCAAGGAGUUCGUCAAGCUCAAGUCGGAGACGCGCUCGGCCGAGGAGGGCAGGUGAGGUGAUGGACGCCGACGCCAAAAUGGACUCUAGUGGCGGCUAAAGAUGAUAUGAGGACGCCAAACUGUACUGUGGUGGGAGCAGAUGAUGACUUGAGGAUGCCAUACUGCGGGGGUGGCCACUGGCACUGGAGGGAAGGGCUGAUGAGGAGACCAGAGAGAAGGG